Gadus chalcogrammus (walleye pollock) is the source of this 1516-nucleotide messenger RNA. RefSeq names its product cholinergic receptor, nicotinic, alpha 11 (gene chrna11). Gene Ontology annotation, biological process: monoatomic ion transmembrane transport; signal transduction; nervous system process. Lineage: Eukaryota; Metazoa; Chordata; Actinopteri; Gadiformes; Gadidae. The coding region runs from base 23 to 1516 and encodes 497 amino acids. Gene Ontology annotation, molecular function: acetylcholine-gated monoatomic cation-selective channel activity; transmembrane signaling receptor activity. The record is from RefSeq and is a predicted model, not a curated record. The transcript has 12 exons. Gene Ontology annotation, cellular component: neuron projection; synapse; postsynaptic membrane.
UCUCUCCUCUCCGGCUGGCAAGAUGUGGUCCACGCUGUUGCUCCUUCUUCUCGCUUUGAUUCACGUGUCGGUGCAGGGGCCCCACCAGAGGCACCUCCUGAAGAACCUGCUGAAGGACUACAACCGCAUGGAGAGGCCGGUGGGCAACGACUCCCACUCGCUGACGGUGGUCUUCAGCCUCAGCCUGAUCCAGAUCAUGGACGUGGAUGAGAAGAACCAGGUGCUGACGACCAACAUCUGGCUGAGGAUGGGCUGGUUCGACCACUAUCUCCAGUGGAACCAAACCGAAUACCCUGGGGUGAAAAACCUCCGCUUCACCACCGACCAGGUGUGGACACCUGAUAUCCUGCUGUACAACAGUGCAGAUGAUGACUUUGACUCUACCUUUAAGACCAACGUCCUGGUCAACUCCAGUGGCUACGCCGAGUACCUCCCACCGGGAAUCUUCAUGAGCACGUGCAACGUGGACGUGCGCUGGUUUCCGUUUGACAUGCAGAAGUGCGAGCUCAAGUUCGGCUCGUGGACGUACGACGGCUGGCUGCUGGACCUCCAGAUGAACGAGGCCGACAUCUCGGGCUACAUGCCCAACGGAGAGUGGGACCUCGUGGGGGUACCGGGCACCCGCAGCGAGGCCUUCUACGACUGCUGCAAGGAGCCCUACCCGGACGUCACCUUCGUGGUGACCAUGCGGCGGCGGACACUGUACUACGCCCUCAACCUGCUGAUCCCCUGCGUGCUGCUGUCCUCCAUGACCCUGCUGGUCUUUGUGCUGCCCGCCGACUCCGGAGAGAAGAUCUCCCUGGGUAUCACUGUGUUGCUGUCUCUAACGGUCUUCAUGUUGCUCGUGGCAGAGAUCAUGCCGGCCACAUCCGACUCGAUUCCUCUAAUAGGGCAGUACUUUGCGAGCAUCAUGAUCAUCGUUGGGGCGUCGGUCGUGGCCACGGUGGUGGUGCUGCAGUACCACCACCACGACCCCAACGGAGGCACCAUGCCUAAAUGGAUGCAGCUGGUGCUGCUGCAGUGGGUGGCGUGGUUCCUGCGGAUGAAGCGCCCGGGCGAGAGCGAGGACCCCGAGAGGCCCCCCUGCGCCCCCCACCUGCGGCGCUGCUCCUCGGGCUCCCAGACCAACAGCCUGCCCAACGCCCCGGAGCCCUCCAGCGCCAACAACAACGGCGGCCUGCUGUACAUGGGCUUCCAGAGCCUGGACGACGUGGGCUGUCCCAGCACCGUCUCCAGCGGCGGGGGCUUCGGGGGCGCGGGGGGCUGCCCGGCGCUGGGCGUGGGGGGCAUGGGGGACCCCCAGCUGCAGGCGCUGCUGGAGGAGGUGCGCUACCUGGCGGACCGCUUCCGGGAGCAGGACGAGGCGGCGGGCACGGCCGACCAGUGGAAGUUUGCGGGCGCGGUGAUCGACCGGCUGUGCCUGGUGGCGUUCAGCGUGUUCAACAUCAUCUGCACCAUCUCCAUCCUCAUGUCGGCGCCCAACUUUGUGGAGGCCGUCUCGAAGGACUUCAUCUGA